Phlebotomus papatasi is the source of this 2307-nucleotide messenger RNA. Its product is annotated as coiled-coil domain-containing protein 177. The transcript has a single exon. Lineage: Eukaryota; Metazoa; Arthropoda; Insecta; Diptera; Psychodidae. The coding region runs from base 46 to 1146 and encodes 366 amino acids. The record is from RefSeq and is a predicted model, not a curated record.
UGUGCAUUGGAAUUACCUCAAGGGCUUCCGGAAGAGCCUGAUAAAAUGCUCACAAAUUUUAAGAAGCGUAUCAAAAAGUUGAGCAAAUCACGGUCAGUGUCACCCUUCGUGCCACCACGGAGGCAAUUCUGUUCAAAUGAGAUUCAUGAGCCCACAUUUGAGUGUUGUUUCGCUGAAGAAGAUAACGAUGGAGCAUUUCUCGAGGAUUUUCACUUGAAGCCUGCCAAGAGAAAGUCCGGAGAGAGUUUCUUCUUCUGGAAUCUCUGUGACAAACUAGAGAGUGCCAGAAUCACCGACAAUACCCCUGUGAUUGGGAAAAUUUACGAAAAGUUGCCAGACCAUGAUAAAAAGAUACUCAAUCGAAUGGCCAGAAAACGAACGGAGCAGAAUCUCAUGGCUGAAGAUGCAGAAAUUGCCCAUAAGUACUGGGAUGAGGAGAAACAGACCCGGCGAAAUAUGCUGGAGCAGCAUCAGGAGCAGCUCAAUCGAGUAAUUCGGGAGAAUAGGGAGAGAGAAUCCAGAGAGACGGAAGAUCGCCUGGCAUGCCUAGAGAAUCGUGAAAAGUACCAUCGAGAGAAGCUGAAACGUGAAAUCUGGAAUAAGAAUCAGCGCCUGAGUCAUCGCCUGAGGAAUCUCCAAGUAAAACGUGAGAUGCGACAGUGUGAAAAGAGACGUGCUCAAAUGCAGCGUCUCCAGGUUGCAGCCAUCAAUCAACAGGAACACGAUCUGGACAAUCAAAUCCGCCAGCAAAUCCUCUAUGACCAACUCGAGGUAAAGAUCGCCCGGGCUGAGUGUCUCAGACGACGCAUCUUAGAUGUUCAGAGAAAUCGCAUUCAAGCCGACAAUGAACUACAACAACGAAUCCAUGCUAUAAAAUACCAAGAAGUGCAGAGACUUAAUCAGUUCCGCCACCAAAAACUCCUGCUGCACGUAAAAGAGACAGACAGGCGAGCUGAGCAGAUCCGGGAAGCCAAGAAGAGGGACUUAGAGGAGAGUCGACAUGUGGCUGAGAGCUCAAGGACACUCAGGGACUUUAUCCGUCGUUCCCUCAGUCCUGAAGUCUUCCGUGCCAUGAACUGCCGCAGUGUAGCAUCCGAGAGACCUGUCUCCAAUCUCUCCUUCCAGAGUCACGUAAAACUAGGCUGACGUAAAAAACCAGAGAUCUUCUAUUUAUUCUUUUAUUCUUCCUUUCAAAUUAAUAUACGAGCUUCUUCCUAGAUGCUCACCAACAAGCCACUAAAAUGCAUCAACGACGAUAUAGAUUUCAAUAAAAUACUCAACAAGAUCAACAGUUUGCUAUCCCUCCCCUUGAACCCGAUCCCAUUCACCGGUUCACUGCUAAGGAUGGAUUUCUUCUGAAGAGAUUCCUUGAGAACAACACCAAAGUUACCGUUACUGUUUAGACUGCAUCCUAUUUGCUGAACCUAAUAAUAAAACCCUACAAAUACUGAAUUUUACUAGAGCUAGGUUCCAGAAACCAUUUCAAACUGAAAAAAAUCCUCCUAUCCAAUUUUUGGAACCUAACUUGGAUCUGCUAAUUUUUUAGUCUUUCAAAAUCUAGGAUCCGAGAUUUAGUUGUAAAAAGGGAGCCUAAAAACACUUCAGAAAAUAUACAGGCGUUUUGAAGCUAUUCUAGGUUCCAACAGAGUUUCUUGAUAUAAAAGUCUAAACUGAGAAUAGGUUCUACGGUCGUUAAAGAACCUAAAUUGCUUCCCAAAAUAGAAAAAAUUAAAGCGUUGCCUUAAAGACACAAAUUUAAAACCUAUAUUCAUCUAGGAUCUUCGUAUUUAGGUGUCCGAUUAGAUCAUUCAGGUUCCAAAACUUGCAACGUAAACAUAAAUUCGAAAUUGAUAACUCUACUAUCUGAAGUUAAGAGACUACGACUACAGAAUAGGGCGAUUACAGAAGUUAAAGCAAACUUGAACCUAUUUUACAAUACCCUUGUCAGGAGUUAUAAUGCUAAAGAUCAGGGCCAUAAAGUUUCAGGAAUGAACAGGGAUAAAAGAAAUUUAGAAACUUAACCAUUCUUAAAUUUAUCGAAAUCCUAGAUUUAAAAAUCUAAAGACCUGUUCCGAGGUUCCUAAUGGCAACUCAAGGCCUAACGUAAACUUGUAACUAAAUAUCGAAAUUAAUAAGGGUGGUACCUAGAAUUAGAGGCUGAAAAAACGGUUUUAAGAUUCCCUAAACAUCUACUAGGACCAAAAUAAAUUUGGAACCUAGGUAUUUUCGGAAUUAAUAACACCGGUAUCUUGAAUUAAAAAGUCGAAGAACAGGUUCAGCGUUCAUAAUACAACUGCGGGGUCCAAC